Molecule: messenger RNA, 1399 nt
Organism: Octopus sinensis (East Asian common octopus)
Lineage: Eukaryota; Metazoa; Mollusca; Cephalopoda; Octopoda; Octopodidae
Product: synaptotagmin-7
Exons: 5
Coding region: 280-1284 (334 amino acids)
Biological process (GO): calcium-ion regulated exocytosis; cellular response to calcium ion; regulation of calcium ion-dependent exocytosis
Cellular component (GO): synapse; membrane; axon
Molecular function (GO): clathrin binding; calcium ion binding; SNARE binding
Source: RefSeq, a predicted model, not a curated record
AUGGAGAGAGUGUACCGCUGUAACAGUUGUGUUUAUUAGUAACUCUGGUUCAGACCAUCCUCAGUGUUUGGUUUAACGUGUGUAUAUAUAUUAUACUAUAUAUACACACACUAUAUUAUAUAUUAUAUAUGGUGGUGUUCCUAUCAAGUGUAUACUGCUAAGGAAUGGUUUCCUGGCGGCAACGGCGGAGGAGUUAACCCCCCUCACAAUCAUCACAGCUGACUGGCUGCAAAUUCGAUCGCGCAGCCCAGACCUUUGAAAGGGGACAAAAAAUAAGACAUGCAUCAUUGGCAACGAGCACUCCUGCUUUUGGACUUACAAAAGAAUGAAGGCCUUCCCCCGACUCGGCCACCAGCACAAAAUCAAACAGAAGAAGAUGGGAGCAUGUGGAAAGGAGUCCGAAGUUUGGCAACGAAGCUGAUCGAUGCCACCAAUGAUGAGGAACCACUGCCUGAAGUGGAAGGCCUCGAUUACAAACUCGGCAAAAUACAGUAUGCCAUUGGCUAUGAUUUCCGGACACUAACUUUGACCGUAACUAUUUUCCGUGCUUGUCAAUUACCUGCCAAGGACUUCACCGGAACUAGCGACCCUUAUGUUAAAGUGUUGCUCUUACCAGACAAAAAACACAAGUUGCUCACAAAAGUACGAAAGCGUAAUUUGAACCCACACUGGAAUGAGCGUUUUGUCUUUGAAGACUGGCCACACCACAAAUUACUAGAGAAGACCCUUUAUUUUCAAGUGAUUGACUAUGACAGAUUCAGCCGAGAUGACCCGAUCGGAGAAAUUACCAUUCCUUUGAACGAGGUGGAUCUUACACAAAAAAAAAGCACAUGGCGGUUUCUGGAACCAUGCAAAGAGAGUAGGGGCAAGCUUGGUGAGCUGCUUCUCUCGCUUUGCUACCAACCAGCAGUGGGUCGACUCAUUAUUGAAGUGAAGAAGGCUAAAGAUCUCAAAGCUAAAGAUAUCACUGGAACCUCAGAUCCCUAUGUGAAGAUGUGGUUAAUGCAUGGAAACACCAGGGUGGAGAAACGGAAGACCACAAUCAAACGAAGGACCCUCAAUCCCAUAUUUGAAGAGACUUUUAUUUUCGAUAUAUCUUGGGAAAAGAUCCGUGAGUCUCAGAUUCACGUCAUUGUCAUGGACUUUGAUAAACUUGGCCGCAACGAACUGAUUGGUAAGCUGGUGCUGGGCUCACGCAGUGGGCCGACAGAAAUGAAACACUGGAAUGACAUGGUAUCGAAACCACGACAACCAGUUUUACAAUGGCAUCUAUUGAAGGAUUAAUUAUACCUAGCUGUCUACCAUCUGUCUAUAUUCAAAUACACACACACACACACACACAUAUAUAUAUAUGCAAGAUAUAUAUAUAUGUGUGUGUGUGUGUGUGUGCAAUAUAUAU